CGCCCCUCUCCAUUUCGAUUUCCCCUCACUCUGCACAAGAAGCGAGCGACAAAGAGAGAGAGAGAGAGAGAGAGAGAGAGAGAGUACACCCAUCCAAUUUAGGGUUAGGGCGGCUCCUAAUCAUCAUCUCCUGGCUCCUGAUCUCUCUUCUCGAUCUGACUAGACGGAAGAAGACGCAGUAUCAAAAACAUGGGCGCGAAUUCGGUUCCGGCGGACGCAACACUCGAUCUAGAUGAGCAGAUCUCCCAGCUCAUGCAGUGCAAGCCUCUCUCCGAGCAACAGGUCAGAGCAUUAUGCGAGAAAGCUAAGGAGAUCUUGAUGGAUGAAAGCAACGUCCAGCCUGUCAAAAGUCCAGUAACAAUCUGUGGUGAUAUUCACGGACAAUUCCAUGAUCUUGCAGAGCUUUUCCGUAUUGGAGGAAUGUGCCCUGAUACCAAUUAUCUAUUUAUGGGAGACUAUGUCGACCGUGGAUAUUAUUCUGUCGAAACUGUUACGCUGCUAGUUGGCUUGAAAGUACGGUAUCCCCAGCGAAUCACUAUACUUAGAGGAAAUCAUGAAAGUCGUCAGAUUACUCAAGUUUAUGGAUUUUAUGAUGAAUGCCUGCGAAAGUAUGGAAAUGCAAAUGUUUGGAAGAUAUUCACAGACCUCUUUGACUAUUUCCCACUGACAGCCUUGGUGGAGUCGGAAAUAUUCUGCCUUCACGGUGGAUUGUCGCCGUCUAUCGACAACAUUAGGAACUUCGAUCGAGUUCAAGAAGUUCCACAUGAAGGGCCGAUGUGCGACUUAUUAUGGUCUGAUCCUGAUGACAGAUGUGGGUGGGGAAUCUCUCCUCGUGGUGCCGGAUAUACAUUUGGUCAGGACAUUUCCGAACAAUUCAACCACUCUAACAGCUUAAAACUGAUUGCUCGAGCGCAUCAGCUGGUUAUGGAUGGGUUCAACUGGGCACACGAGCAAAAGGUGGUUACUAUCUUCAGUGCACCAAACUAUUGCUAUCGCUGCGGAAACAUGGCCUCCAUCCUCGAGGUUGAUGACUGCAGGAACCACAACUUCAUUCAGUUUGAACCAGCCCCAAGGAGAGGAGAACCAGAUGUGACCCGAAGGACACCCGACUACUUCCUAUAAACAAGAAGUCACCUCCUCUCAGCUGCAUAGCCCGGUUGUUGGUUUUUGAAGAUCUCUGCUUAUUCUAGUUGGUACAACGCAUUUGUGUUCCAGCUUGCUUCUCUUUAAAAUCGAUUUAGCCUUGGAAUAGUGUAAUAUAGGCGACGAGGUCAAUGAACUUAAAACCCCCCAUGAAUGUUUGUGUUUGGCUUAAAUUGUUCAGCUCCCUUCUGCAUCAAAAUCUGUUUCAUGUGAGAGAUUAUUUUUAACAUAUUUUCUUGUAAUCAUUCCGUUUAAUUACUGCUUUUGCACCCUUUUGAUAUA
Molecule: messenger RNA, 1425 nt
Organism: Brassica oleracea var. oleracea
Lineage: Eukaryota; Viridiplantae; Streptophyta; Magnoliopsida; Brassicales; Brassicaceae
Product: serine/threonine-protein phosphatase PP2A-3 catalytic subunit-like
Exons: 11
Coding region: 190-1122 (310 amino acids)
Biological process (GO): mitotic cell cycle; peptidyl-serine dephosphorylation
Cellular component (GO): cytosol
Molecular function (GO): protein serine/threonine phosphatase activity
Source: RefSeq, a predicted model, not a curated record